AAAUUUAUAUGUGUGUGUCUACCACUGUGUGUGUGUCAGACCAACAACAACAACAUGAUAUCAAUAAGACAAUUAUUGGAUCAAUUGACAACUACUAUAACAACAACAACGAGAACAUGGAUGUAUGUCUUGUUGGUGGUGGUGUUACCACUUCUCAGUCUAUUACCUCCAAUUUACACAUUGUCAUCGACGACAUCGUCGACGACGACGAUGAUGACAACUAUCACCAUCAAUACUACCGCAAUCACAAACGGCACUACCACCUGUCAGCUGAAUGAGUUUUACUGUAUAAGCGCCAACAAGUGUAUAGAUGAGACCAAAAAGUGUGACCACUGGAACGAUUGCGGUGACAAUUCAGAUGAACAGGAUUGUGACUUUCCUCCAUGUCACGAUGGCCAGUUCAGGUGUUCAAAUGCCAUCUGCAUCCCGCAGAGAUGGAGAUGUGAUGGACAUUCCGAUUGUACGGACAGUUCAGAUGAAAGCAAUUGCACUAUGAUCUCCUGUCCCGACACAAAGUUUUUGUGUCCAACAGAAAAACAAUGUAUCAAUAAGGAGGAGCUCUGCGAUGGAAAGCAGGACUGUAAGGACGGUGCCGACGAAAAGGAGGCCUGUUCCUCAAAACUAUGCGAAUCUCUAUCCUGUGAGUACAAGUGUCGGGCAUCGCUGGACGGCGGUACCUGCUAUUGCCGAGACGGUAUGACCAUCAAUCAGAAAGAUCAGCGCAGUUGUGUAGAUCUGGACGAAUGCAAAGAGUGGGGCUAUUGCGACCAAAUCUGUAUCAAUACGCCCGGCAACUAUCGGUGUAGUUGUGAACCCGGCUAUACACUGGUACCGCCCCGGCAUUGCAAAGCAGAUAAUAGUUCGGAUAUGCGGCUGAUUUUCGGCCAUCACAGUGCUAUCUAUCGAAUCGAUGCUAACGGUGCCACCACAUUGGAUACCAUAACCAAUACGACAGCUGUCAGCGGUAUUGACUAUCAUUAUCAGAAAAAUCUGUUAUUCUGGUCGGAUGUCGAAACUAGAAAGAUCUAUACAAUGCAUUUGGAUAAUUGGCGACAACCGAGAACUAUCAAAGACAUAACUGUGCCGUUCCAGUGGAAUCCGAUAUCGUUGGCCAUCGAUUGGAUCAGCAACAAGAUAUACAUUUGCGAUACUCAUAAUCAGAAAAUAGAUCUGAUGGAAAUGGAUGGCAGCCGACAUACGAUUGUCAUCAGUCAGAAUCUCACAGCACCACUGGAUAUAGCACUGGAUCCGACCAAAGGUCUGAUGUUUUUUACCGAUACCGACAACAUUGAUCGGGCACUGAUGGACGGCACACUGCGAAAGACAAUUGUCUCGAAUUAUAUUUAUAAAGCAUCGGGUCUUACCUUGGAUUAUGUUAGCGAACGUGUUCUGUGGUGUGAUUCACAAUUGGAUCAGAUUGUAUCGGUUGACUACGAAGGACAAAACAGACACGCCAUCAUCAGAGGCAGUACCAAAGUACCGGCACCCAUACGGCUGACUGUUUUCGAAAACAAUGUCUACUGGACAGACAGUACCCGACAGGGUGUGCUCAAGAUUAAUAUGUAUAAGUCGAACGACUCGAAUGUUGAAACCAUUUACCGUGAAAGACGACUGGCCAAAGAGCCGCGUGCUAUCAAAUCGUUUCAUUCGUUACGUCAACCGAUAGUUCCUAAUCCGUGCGGUGCAAACAACGGCGGCUGUCAACAUAUGUGUGUCAUCACCCGUAACGGCGACGGUAGUUCCUACGCACUCGGCUACCGAUGUACCUGUAAUAUUGGCUACCAAUUGGCGCCGAAUCAGAAAACCUGUGUCCGUGUCGAAGAAUUUCUAAUGUAUUCGCAACAAAAGUUUGUCAGAGGAAUACUACUCGAUCAACAAUCGCCCGGCUUUAACGAUGCCAUCGUACCGGUGGUCAGCCGAUCGGCACGUUUUGUUGGACUUGAUUUUAAUGCCCGAAACAACUAUAUCUUCUAUUCGGAUGUCAUACUGGAUGUAAUCUAUAAGAUCAAAGUUGACGGCACCGGUAAAGAAAGUGUAUUAGCCUCGCAAAACGAGGGCGUUGAGGGACUGGCCCACGACUGGGUGUCCAACAAUCUCUACUAUAUUGACAGUCGAAAAGGCACCCUAAAUGUGAUCAAUGUGUCCAACUCGACCUAUCGGCGAGUGUUGCUCAAGAAUCUGAAGCGACCACGUGCUAUUGUUGUCCAUCCCAACAAAGGUUACGUAUUCUACUCGGAAUGGGACCGACCGGCCAAUAUCAGCCGUGCCUAUCUGGACGGUACCAAUGUAAUGAUCUUUCGCGGUGUCCUACUGGGCUGGCCAAACGGCCUGAGCAUCGACUACGCAUCGGAUCGUCUAUACUGGUGCGAUGCCCUACUCGACCACAUCCAACACGCAAAUCUUGACGGCAGUGACGUCAAGACAAUCAACUCACCCCGUAUUAAACAUCCCUUCUCGUUGGUCAUUCACGCCGAAUGGCUUUACGUUACCGAUUGGCGAUUGGAUGCCAUCCUCCGGAUGAACAAAGAAAACGGAACUAACGAAAAGAUUGUGACCACUGUUGAAGAGGGCAGUCGUCUAUACGGUAUCCGAGUGUUCAGUAAGGCUGCCCAACGAGUAGACAAUCGACAUCCGUGUCUGUACGACAACGGUAAUUGUCAAAAGUUUUGUUUUCCAAUACCGCAAAACGACACCCAAAGUUCGGGUUUGAUUGCACAGUGCGGCUGUCCGUACGGUGAAAAACUGUCGGACGACAAGCGCACCUGUAUGUCUGAUCCGGAAAAAGAACCGCCAGUUCAGUCGUGUCCCAAUUCCUGGGACUUUACCUGCGAUAAUCAACGAUGUAUACCGAAAACAUGGGUCUGCGACGGCGACGACGACUGUUUGGACAACUCCGAUGAAAAGCAAAACUGUACACAACCGACCUGUAGUGCCCGUGAGUUUAAGUGUUCGAGUGGCCGCUGUGUACCGAUCGGGUUUAAGUGCGAUUCGGACAACGAUUGCGGUGAUUAUUCGGAUGAAACGGGUUGCGUGAACGUGACCUGCGAGGCCAAUGAGUUUUCCUGCGAAAACGGCCGCUGUAUACCGCUGUCCUGGAAGUGUGACUCGGAAAACGAUUGCGGCGACGGCAGCGAUGAGGGCGACUCGUGUCACGAAAAGACCUGCGCCUACUAUCAGUUUACUUGUCCCGGAAGUGGUCACUGUAUACCACAGAGUUGGGUUUGCGAUGGAGAUAACGAUUGUUUCGAUCAGGCAGAUGAACAUAACUGUCCACCGAUAGCCUGUUCCGCGAGUCAGUUCCAGUGCGCAAAUCUCAAACAAUGUAUACACGAAAGCUAUCACUGCGACGGUGUUAGCGACUGUUCCGAUGGUUCCGACGAAAAAGGUUGUCCAUCACUACUGGCCAAUCAAUGCGAUGUCGAUAAACAAUUUCAAUGUCAGACCUCACGUAUAUGUAUACCCAAGUCGUGGUAUUGUGAUGGAAAUCCCGAUUGCGAGGACAGCAGCGACGAGCCGUCCACUUGCGGCGAAAUUGAGUGUCCGUCCAAUCACUAUAAGUGCAAUAAUUCCCGUUGUAUUUUCAAGUCAUGGAUCUGCGACGGAAACGACGAUUGCGGCGACAAUUCCGACGAAGACCAACGACACGCGUGCGGUCCGACUCAUUACGACUGUCCCAGCGGUCAGUGGAGAUGUCCGAAUAUUACCGACCGAUGUAUUCCCGUUAAAAAGAUAUGCGACGGACAGCUGGACUGUCCGAACGGUGCCGAUGAGGGGCCGGCAUGCGAUCUGCAGACUUGUACGAACAACCAGUGCACCCAUAACUGUACCCAAACACCAUUUGGUCCGCUGUGUACCUGUCCUAUGGGUGAACGGCUCAACGAUACCAGAACUUGUGUCGACAUUGACGAGUGUACUAUAGUUGGCAGCUGUAGUCACAAGUGUUUCAAUGAAAAGGGAUCGUUCAGAUGUCUGUGCGAAGACGGCUAUCAAUUGGAGAACAAGACUCACUGCAAAGCCAUUAACCGGACGAUUGCCUAUCUGGUGAUAUCCAAUCGUCGGUCGAUUCUUGUGGCAAACAUUUCGAUGAUAUCGCUCGAAAGGGUACCGAUUCGUGUAGAGAAUGUUGUGGCCACUGCAUCGGAAAUGUCGACGGGAACUAUUUACUGGUCGGAUAUGCACUCCAAGAAGAUCUAUCGGAUGAAAAAAGGAUCGACAGAACCGGAGAUUGUUGUCGGCAGUGGUCUGGAUCUGGUCGAAGGAUUGGCCGUCGAUUGGAUUGCAAACAAUCUCUAUUGGGUCGACUCACGGCUGAAGACUAUCGAAGUGUCGACGAUUAACGGCAAAAAUCAUAUCGUAUUGUUGUCGCAAAAUAUUAGUCAACCGCGCGGUAUAUGUUUGGACCCGCGAGAAGACGCCCGGAUUAUGUUUUGGACAGAUUGGGGCGAAAACCCGCGCAUCGAACGGGUAGGUAUGGACGGCACCCAACGCAAAGUGAUUGUCAAUACGAAAAUCUAUUGGCCAAACGGUCUGACUCUGGACAUACCGACACGGAGAGUGUAUUUUGCCGACUCGAAGCUCGACUAUAUUGACUUUUGCAACUAUGACGGCACCGGUAGACAACAGGUGUUGGCUCAUAAUCACUAUCUAUUGCAUCCGCAUUCGUUGACCGUAUUCGAGGACACACUGUAUUGGACAGACAGACAACUGAAUCGUGUACUAUCCUGUCAUAAAUACCGGGGUCACAAUCAGACAGUUGUCUCGCAUCUGGUUAGUCAACCGUUAGGCAUACAUAUCAAUCAUCCGCUACUGCAGCCGACAGCACCCAAUCCAUGUGCCAAAGCUUCGUGUUCUCAUUUGUGUCUGCUGUCGCCCGGAGCCGAAGGCUAUACAUGCAAAUGUCCGCCCGGUUAUGGACAAGACCGAACAGCAUCGGGUGGCCGUUGUAUACCAGUUGAAACACCGUAUCUGAUGGUCAUGAAGGGUACGCAGAUUGUCGAUCUGAGUCUGACACCGAACGAGAAAUCUGUCGGACAUUUUACGCCGGUUAUUGGUGUAGAAAAUGGUGCCGAUUUUGAUUACGACAAACAGGAAGGCUUUAUCUAUUGGGUUCAAGUCAGGGAAGACGACAAAGAAAACGGAACUCUAUUCAAAGUCAGUCUAAAAGGCGGCAAUCAGACCAAGUUCUUGCCGGACGGUAUUGUCGGCGCACCCUAUUGUAUAGCAUUUGAUUGGAUCGGUCGUAAUCUAUACAUUGGUAACAAAAAAGCGUCGAACAUUGGUGUCGUGAAAACCGACGGCGAAAAAUACUAUCGCCGAACAGUCAUCAGCAACGAUGGUACCGAAAAAGGUGUGGCCAAACCUAAAUCAAUGGUAUUGGAUCCGCUACAGGGUAAACUGUAUUGGCUGGACGAAGGUGGUGUAGGUGUACCGCAGAAAGUGGCCCGGGCCAAUAUGGACGGCUCCAAUGCUACUAUACUAGUCAGAGAUUCGCUACAUCACGUCGAAGCCAUUACGUUUGAUUUGACAAACAAACGAUUGUAUUUUAGUCAAAGUUAUUCGGGAGUUAUCGAAAGUGUGGACACCGAAGGCCGAGAUCGUCGGACAAUAGUGACAGCCGGAUCGGGAAUUGCCCGACCACAGGGACUGUCCGUCUAUAACAAUCGAUUGUAUUAUUUGGAUUCGGUGUACGAAAAGAUUUCUCGGGUCAAUCUGCCCGAAGGUGUCAACGCUAUUACCAUCGAAGAGAAUACGCCCGGAUUGGCCAACAUCAAGAUCUUUAGUAAACGGCCCGGUAUUGAGAACCAUCCGUGUCGUAAUGGUAACGGCGGGUGUCAGCAGCUGUGUAUUCCGGCCGACAAUAAUCAACGCAAGUGUCUGUGCAGUACUGGCUUCCGAACUGAUGGCGAGACCAACUGUCAGCCGUACAAGUCGUUUGCAGUCGUGUCGUCGCUGAACAAAAUGCAAGGCUUCAGUCUCGAAGAUCACGCCGAAGCCAUCCAACCGUUGGCCGGUACCGGACAUAAUAUAUUGCAUAUCGAUGUCAAUGUUGUCAAAAGUCACAUCUAUUGGGUUGAGUAUAAUCCGGGCGAACGAAACGGUAUCUAUCGGAUCAAACCGGACGGAACCGAAAAGACGCACAUCAUUGCCGACGGAAUCGGCAGUAACGGCAUCCGUGGCAUUGCUAUCGACUGGAUUGCCGGCAAUAUGUACUUUACGAAUGUCUUUCCGCACGAAACCUACAUAGAGGUCAGCUAUUUGGACGGUUCCAAUCGUAUGGUACUCGUCAAGACUACUACCGAUGCUCCGCGAGAAAUAGCGGUCAAUCCUAUCAAACGCUACCUGUAUUGGAUAGAUUACGGACAGUUUCCCAAAAUCGAAAAGGCAUUGCUCGACGGUACCAAUCGGACACCGAUUGUGGUCACCGGAAUCAGUAAUCCGCGCGACUUGACCAUCGAUAUCGCCACUCACGACGUCUAUUGGGUCGACGCCCGAGAAGAUGCCAUCCAAAAGGUUUCCUACUCAGGCGGUCGUCGGCAGUAUAUCUGGAAAAACUUGCCGACACCGUACGGAGUGUCCAUUUUGGGCAAUCAGGUCUAUUGGGUGGACAGAAAUCUGCGGACUAUCUACAGAGGAAACAAAUACGGAGACAAUAACAACAAUAGCGGCACCGGUACAGCCAUGUCGUACGAGUCGUUCAAAUCAAAUUUGGAUACAUUGAGGGAUAUUGUGAUAUUUGAUGCAAAAAACCAACCGCCCGGUGAUUCGCCCUGUUCUCGAUUGGGCGAUCGUAUGUGCGAACAGUUAUGUUUUGCAAUGCCCGAGUCGGCAACUACACCGCCAAACUAUCGGUGCGCCUGUUCUACUGGUGUAUUGGCACCCGAUCGCAAUAAAUGCAAAAAUGUUGACGAAUACAUCAUCUAUACGACCAGAAAAGAGAUACGUACUGUCAAUCUGGAUCCAAUGUUGACCAGUUCGCCGUUUCCGCCGAAAGCCAAUCUGACCAAUGUUGUCGGCCUGGACUUUGAUUAUGCCGACAAACGAUUGUUUUUUACACAAAUACGUCCGGACGGUAGCAUUUCGUGGAUCAAUGUCGACAAACGAGACGACGUCAAUGUUAUACUAUCGAAAGGUAUUAAUCCCGAAGGUAUUGCCUACGACUGGACCAGUCAUAAGAUCUAUUGGACCGAUUCGGCCAACCGGUCAAUCUAUUCGAUGAAUAUGGACGGCACACAGAUUGUAAUGAUAACCCGUGUCGAGAGACCCAGAGCUAUUGUGGUAGAUCCGUGUCAAGGGUUUAUGUAUUAUACCGAUUGGGGUCGAUUCGGUAACUCCGGUAAGAUCUACAGGAGUACAAUGGCCGGCAACGACAAGAUAACUAUUGUCGAGCACGAUCUGACACAGCCAAGCGGUUUGGCCAUCGAUUACGAGGAGAAAAAGCUCUACUGGACGGAUGCGUUGCGCGAAAAGAUUGAACGAUCGGAUAUGGACGGCAAAAAUCGGGAAGUACUGGUCGCUGCUACCAUCUAUCCGUUUGCUAUAACCGUUUUCGGCAAUUACAUCUACUGGACUGAUCUACAGUUGCGCGGCGUAUACAGAGCCGAAAAACAUACCGGUGCCGGUAUGAUCGAAAUGGUCAAACGACUGGAAGAGUCGCCACGCGAUAUCCACGUGUUUUCAUCGCAACGUCAAAAAUGCGAUAAAAAUCCGUGCGAAAUCAACAACGGCGGCUGUGCCCACUCCUGCCAUCAGGCGCCUAACGGUGCUGUCGAGUGUCGGUGCAAUACCGGUUACAAGUUGGCCAACGAAAAUCGUAUGUGUGUACCCGAAAACGUUACGUGCGAAGAAACCAAAUACGCCUGCAGUAACUCCAAGUGCAUACCCCGGCUGUGGGCCUGCGAUGGCGAUGACGACUGUGGAGACAAUUCAGAUGAGGAUAAGAUCUUUUGCUCUUUACACACUUGUAGUCCGAAUGAGUUCCGCUGCGGUAACGGUCGCUGUGUUUUCAAGACCUGGAAAUGCGAUCACGAAAACGAUUGCGGCGACAGUACCGAUGAGGAAGGAUGUCAAUACCCGGCCUGUGCUGAUGGAGAGUUUACGUGUGCCAACCAUAAGUGUAUACCGCGUUCACAGCUGUGCAAUGGUGUCAACGAUUGCAAAGACUCGAAGACAUCGGAUGAAAGUCACUCGAUCUGUCCGAACAACAGGACGUGUCCGGGAAAUCAUCUGAAAUGCGAGAACACCAACAUCUGUGUUGAACCCUAUUGGCUUUGCGAUGGAGACAAUGAUUGCGGUGACAAUUCAGAUGAAAAUUCGUUGAUAUGUUCGCAGAGGACGUGUCCGCCCAAUAGUUUCCGUUGUCCGAACCACCGAUGCAUACCCGCCACCUGGUAUUGCGAUGGCGACGACGAUUGCGGCGGAUCGAAAGCCGACGAACCUGAAGAGUACUGCAAAAGCGAAAAGCGGACCUGUUUUGGUGAUCUGUUUACCUGCGAUAAUGGCAACUGUAUUCCGCGUAUCUAUAUCUGCGACGGCGAUAACGAUUGCUUGGAUAACUCGGACGAAGAUGUCCGGCACCAGUGCGACACUCGGCAGUGCGAUCCCGAUCGUGAGUUUACUUGUUCGGCCAACAAAAACUGGGGCCGAGCUCAGUGUAUACCGAAACGAUGGAUAUGCGACGGCGAUCCCGAUUGUGUGGACGGUGCCGAUGAAAACACUACUUUGCACAACUGUCCGCCAGCUGAACCGUGCGAAGUGGAUCAGUUCCGGUGUAACAAUAAGCGAUGCAUUAAUAAGGAAUGGGUUUGCGAUCACGACAACGAUUGCGGCGAUGGAUCGGAUGAACAUCGAAACUGUACGUUCAGGACGUGUUCGCCGGAAGAGUUUUCCUGUCGUAAUACUAAGUGUAUUCGUAAGACCUAUCUGUGCGACGGUGAAGACGAUUGCGGUGACGGUAGCGACGAAAAUCAGCCACAAUGUAAAACAGAAGCACCCACUUGUGCUGGCGGUCAGUUCAGAUGCAAGAGUGGUCAGUGUAUUACGUAUGAACGGGUAUGUAAUAAACAGAUCGACUGCGAUGAUGGUAGCGAUGAACCGGCUCAUUGUAAUGUUGAUGAGUGUGCGAAAAGUGAGAUCAAUGAAUGCGAGCACAAGUGUGUCAAUACGUUGACCAGCUUUUACUGCGAGUGCAAUGAAGGCUACUAUUUGCUGAAAGAUGGAAAAGCGUGCGAAGAUGUCGAUGAAUGUAAUUCGUUGAAAGGCCGGUGCAGUCAAUACUGUUUCAAUACUCCCGGUUCCUACUAUUGCAAGUGCAAUGAGACCUACUAUGAAAGAGAACUGAAUGGACAUACAUGUAAACGAAGAGACGAUGUCGAGCCGUGGAUCAUAUUCAGCAAUCGUUACUAUUUGCGUAAUAUUAGUACCGAUGGUUCAGUUUAUAAUCUGAUACGAAUGGAUCUGAAGAAUGUUGUAGCUCUGGAUUUUGAUUACCGAGAAGAUCGGGUCUACUAUGCAGAUGUCGGCAACAAAACCAUUAACCGUAUCUUUAUCAACGGUACGGGCGAACAGAAUGUCAUCCGACACGAAGCCCACGGUUUGGAAGGUAUUGCCAUCGAUUGGGUCGGACGAAAGAUCUAUUGGAUGGAUCGGACCAGUAAGCACAUAGAAGUGGCCGAACUGGAUGGCCGUCAUCGGAAAACACUGCUCGGUCGUAGUGUAUCGGAUCCGCGUGCCAUUGCCGUACAUCCGGGUAUUGGUUAUGUAUUUUUCACUGAUUGGGGACAUCACGCCUGUAUCGGAAAGAUGGGAAUGGAUGGCCAGAAUUUUAGCCGAAUUGUUACCUACGAACAGAAGCUCGUCUGGCCUAAUGCACUGACCAUCGACUACUUUAGCGACAAAUUGUUUUGGGCGGACGCCCAUCUCGACUAUAUCGAGUACUCCGAUUUUGAUGGCCGCCACCGACACGCAGUACUGAGCGGUAGUUCCGUACCGCACGUGUUUGCGCUGUCCGUUUUCGACGACUGGCUCUAUUGGACCGACUGGAAUACCAAAGGUUUGGUUAAGGCACACAAGUUUACCGGCGAAAAUCUACAGGUGCUCAGGAAUACAUCGCACAGACCGUACGACAUACACAUCUAUCAUCCGCUGAAACAGUUACCGUACGAUAACCCGUGCGGCGACAACAACGGCGGCUGUUCUCAUCUGUGUUUGAUAGCACCGGGCGGCCAGACCUACAGCUGUGCCUGUCCUAAUAAUUUUAUAUUACGCGAAGACAACAAAACCUGUAUUGCCAACUGUACGAAAGGUCAUCACCGAUGUCAGGCACCGGACGACCGUUGUAUACCAGCGUUUUGGACGUGCGAUGGAGACAAAGACUGUAAGGACGGUUCGGAUGAAGUCAAUUGUGCGCCGUUUAUGUGCAAACCGGGAAUGUUUCAGUGCCGCAACAAUCACACCUGUAUAUCAAGGAUCAGGAUAUGCGACGGAAUACCCGACUGUAGCGACAAAUCGGACGAAAGUUUCUGCGACACCGAUUGCGGCGAACAUAGCUUCAAGUGUCGAUCGACUGGACGCUGUGUACCCGACUCGUGGCAGUGCGACGGCGACAACGACUGUUCCGAUGGCUCUGACGAAGAUCCAAUCCAUUGUCAUCAUCGGCAGUGCGACAAAGACACACAGUUCCGGUGCGAAAACGGCAAAUGCAUACCCAAACUAUGGUACUGUGAUUUUGAUGACGACUGUGGCGACAAUUCGGACGAACCGGCCCACCGGUGCCGCAAUCGUAACUGUAGUACUGGUUGGCAGAAGUGUCCGACAAGAAAUAACUAUCGCUGUAUUCCCAGUUGGCUGUUCUGCGACGGUAAAGACGAUUGUCGGGACAAUUCAGAUGAAAGUAAUGUCGAAUUUUGUCCGAAAUGUCACGAAACGGGAGAUUUUAAGUGCAAAAACGGCAGAUGUAUUCCACUCAGAUGGCGAUGCGACUUCGAGGACGAUUGCGGCGACAAAUCGGAUGAAGAUCCGACUAUGUGUGUCGAUCUCUAUCGGGACUGUUCGGAAAGUGAGUUCCAGUGCGGCAACAAAAAGUGUAUACCGUCGCGAUGGCGCUGUGACCACGACGACGACUGCGAUGAUGGCAGCGACGAAAAAGAUUGUCUGGAAUAUCGCUGCAAAGACGACCAAUUCAAGUGCCGCAGCGGUCACUGUAUACCGCAAAAGUUGGUAUGCGAUGGAAACAAAGACUGCAAAGACGUAUCGGAUGAGACCAACUGUCCGACCCGUUAUCCAAAUGGACGCUUCUGUCAGGAUUCGCUGUUCCAGUGCAACAAUACUGUCUGCUUGAGACCGGACUUCUUGUGCGACGGCGACGACGAUUGUGGUGACGCUACCGACGAACUGGAGUCCAUGUGCCAGAACUUCGAGUGCGAUCUGACCCGAAAGUUUCAGUGCAAUAACAAGAGGUGUAUACCGUUGUGGCAAAUAUGCAACGGACAGGACGAGUGCGGCGACGGCAGCGAUGAAAACAAUCAUACACUGUGUCGAAAGUGGCCGCUGCCGUGUAUGGCCAGUCAGUUCAAGUGUGCCAACGAACAGUGCAUUUCAAUGGACAAAGUCUGUGAUCAUAAUGACGAUUGCGGCGACUUUACCGACGAGAAGGGCUGCCAUAAAGGUGUUUGCAAUAAGGAUACAAAGGGCGGCUGUCAGCACAACUGUUCGGCCGUCGGUGACGGCGGCUACAUAUGUGUCUGUCCGCGUGGUUACCAAAUAGCCCACAACAAUACCAAACAGUGCGAAGACAUCGAUGAAUGUGCCGGUUUUGGUCACAAUUGUUCCCAGAUUUGUGUCAACAUUGAGGGCACGUAUGCCUGCAAAUGUAAGUCCGGUUUUGAAAUGGUCGACGAAAGGUGUGUCGUGAAGAGCGAAGUGUCGCCGUUUGUCUUCUAUACGGACGGACCCGAUAUCCGAGCCGUUGAUCUGACUCAACAGCAUCAGUCGUCGCUGAUUGCCGGCGAAAGUCGUGUCCAAUCGCUAGAUUACGAUCCAAUUACUGAUAUACUCUAUUGGACAGACACUUACGAUAAGACAAUAAAACGAGCGGUAAUACCGAACCCGAGUGAUCCCGAACACGGAAAUGGUUUUUCGCAAAAUCUUGAUCUUAAGGGCCUAACAAAGCCGGUCGACAUCGCUGUCGAUUGGGUCGGAAGGAACCUGUAUUGGAUGGAUAUGGACUUAUCUAAUAACAAACCAAAGGGACGCCUAUCUACCAGUCUUCUCGAUGGCCGAUACCGUAAGGCUGUUGUAACAGUUGGUUUGGAGAGACCGACAUCUAUAGCAUUAGAUCCAGAAUUAGGUCGUAUGUUUUGGGCGGACGCCGGACUUCAGCCGAAGAUCGAGUCGAGUUGGAUGGACGGCAACCGACGCAAACUGAUCAUCAAUGAAAAACUCGGUUAUCCGACCGGACUGACCAUCGACUACGAAGCCGGCCAUCGAAUCUAUUGGUCCGAUUCGAAACUCAAUACAAUAGAAUCGGCCAAUUCGGACGGUACCAAUCGGGUGACAGUGAUUAGCGGCGAUUUGCAUCAUCCGUCCAGUUUGGAUAUGUUCGAAGAUCAGCUGUAUUGGGUGACCCGCGAUACCGGCGAAAUCUAUCGUCACGACAAGUUUGGCCGCGGAGUCAAAGUUCGGGUCCGAAGAUCGCUAGAACACGCAACCGAUGUUAAGAUCUAUCAGGAAAAGAAGUACAACACAUCACUGGCCAAUCCGUGUCAAACGGCUUCCUGUUCGCACUUAUGUCUGCUAAUACCCGGUGGCUAUCGUUGCGCGUGUCCCGACUCGGGCACGUCGGUCAUCAGUUUGAACAGCAACUGUAAUACAGCCUACGAACAGCCGAAAGCGUUGCCCCAUCGGUGUCAGUGCCGUAACGGCGGUUCAUGUAUCAGGAGUUCCGAUGGCGACGACUCAUCAUCAACAGCUGGCGGCGCCGCCUCCUCUGCCAAACUUGUCUGUAAAUGUUUGGAAAAUUUCGAAGGAAACAACUGUGAAGAAUAUAUACCCAGAAGUCAGAUCAGUGGCGAUACCGACAAAGUCUUUGCCGAAGUUGUUUUGCCCAUAAUUAUCGUUUUGAUGACAUUAGUGGUGGCCGUCGUUCUCUAUACUUAUUUCAAGAAACGAAAUUUCAAAUCCGGUAUCAAUCAAAGCGUGUCAUUCCGUAGCGGAACUAAUGUCGAGUUCGGCGGCGCCGGCUUUAUGCAUAACGGCACCAAUGAUGGCCAGCAAACGGAGCCAAUCGAUGGCUACCAUUUGGGCACUUUGGGCGAUAAGUCGACCGAUUUUGCUAAUCCAAUGUACGAAGAAAUAGAAAACGGCGGCUCCGAUACCAUGAAAAAAGUUGGACCCAACGAUUCAAGCGGUCUGUACGAAGUUCCCGACAACGAUAAUAUGUAUAACAAAAAAGUACCGAUCGAUGUCAACUCUGCGGCCGUCGCCGACAACAACAAAUCCAUGACCACCACCACCACCAACGCCGCUGCCAACACCACCGGUUCGGCAGUGUUGCCCCCAUCGUCGGUAAUACAUCGGUCAUCACCGCAGGUUCACAUCAAACAAAUUACAUUAAAUCCGACGUCAGUGGACACCGACAAAGACACUCAAAAUCUUGUCGAAGAAGACAAGAGUGAGUGUUGAGUUAGUAGACAAACAAAAAAACGACAACAAAAUAAAUGAAAUUAAAUUCAAGAAUAAACACUGACUUUAAUAUUAAAUUAUAAUUUAAAGAAAAACAAACAAAUGAAACAAAAUUAAGUGCUAAUAAUACAACUGUGAAUAUAU
Messenger RNA from Oppia nitens, 13821 nucleotides. It is a transcript of the gene mgl, whose product is annotated as low-density lipoprotein receptor-related protein 2-like. The record is from RefSeq and is a predicted model, not a curated record. The transcript is spliced from 19 exons. Lineage: Eukaryota; Metazoa; Arthropoda; Arachnida; Sarcoptiformes; Oppiidae. Bases 55 to 13677 code for a protein of 4540 amino acids. Gene Ontology annotation, molecular function: calcium ion binding; protein binding.